AUGAACGGCCAGAAUGCCCACCUGUAUGAUAUGCCAAUCGGCCAGACUGAUCUCCAGCGUCUAGAGAAGGGGCUGUUGGGUGGCCAGUUCUGGAGCGCAUAUGUGCCCUGCCCAAAGAACCCAAACAAGGAGGCUGGCGGUUUAGAAGCCCUCCGCCAGACGCUUCAACAGCUCGAUGUAAUCCACCGAUUGAUCGAGACGCACCCGACAGUACUGCAGUUCGCCGACUCAGCCGCCAGUAUCUGGAGCAGCUUUCGCGCCGGCCGCGUCGCGAGUCUGAUCGGGGUAGAAGGCCUGCAUCAGAUCGCUGACAGCGUCAGCGCCCUGCGCAGGUUGUAUCGACUGGGAGUUCGCUAUGUGACGCUGACGCACAACUGUCACAAUUCCUUUGCGGAUGCGGCGACAGUAUCCCCUGAGAUCCACGGCGGAUUAUCCCGCAAAGGAGAACGGCUGAUUCGAGAGCCGAAUCGAAUGGGAAUGAUUAUUGACCUCUCGCACACGUCACACAAGGCUCAAACCCAAGCGCUGCGACUUUCUCGGGCACCCGUCAUCUACUCUCAUUCCUCCAUUCUCUGCGCACACGCUCGCAACGUCACCGACGACAACCUGCACCUGCUGCAACGCAACGGAGGCGUAAUCAUGAUCUGUUUCCUGCGCGAGCUGCUCGCAGCCGAGGCUGACCAGGCCGCGCUCAGUCAUGUCAUCGACCAUAUCAUCUACGCCGGCACGCGGAUCGGGUACGAGCACGUCGGCAUUGGGUCCGGCUUUGACGGGAUGCUCCGCGGUCCGGACGGGCUGCAUGAUGUCUCGUGCUACCCUGCCUUGGUGGCCGGGUUGCUUGAGCGCGGAGUAUCCGAGGAGGAUGUCAAACGGGUGAUGGGAUUGAAUGUCAUUCGCGUGCUGGAGGAGGUGGAGCGUGUUGCUGCCGAGCUUCAAGGGGCCGGGGGAGAAUGUCUGUGCGAUGAGUUGGACGAGGGUGGAAUGAGGAUAUCAAGGGGCAGUUGA
Messenger RNA from Aspergillus viridinutans, 1005 nucleotides. RefSeq names its product dipeptidase gliJ (gene gliJ). Gene Ontology annotation, molecular function: metallodipeptidase activity. The transcript has 4 exons. The record is from RefSeq and is a predicted model, not a curated record. Gene Ontology annotation, biological process: proteolysis. Bases 1 to 1005 code for a protein of 334 amino acids. NCBI's taxonomy places the organism in Eukaryota, Fungi, Ascomycota, Eurotiomycetes, Eurotiales, Aspergillaceae.